Emys orbicularis (European pond turtle) is the source of this 792-nucleotide messenger RNA. Its product is annotated as trypsin-like. The coding region runs from base 40 to 792 and encodes 250 amino acids. Gene Ontology annotation, molecular function: serine-type endopeptidase activity. The record is from RefSeq and is a predicted model, not a curated record. Lineage: Eukaryota; Metazoa; Chordata; Testudines; Emydidae. Gene Ontology annotation, biological process: proteolysis. The transcript is spliced from 5 exons.
AAACCCACCCCAUUCUUGUGCCCAGCUCAGCCUGGCACCAUGGAGAUCGUCUUGUUCGCUCUUCUGCUGAGCGCCACAGCAGCCUCACAGCUGGAGGAUGAUGAUAAGAUAAUAGGUGGAUAUGAGUGCUCGCCCCACUCCCAGCCCUGGCAGGUCUAUUUCACAUAUGGCUCAGACGAACGCUGGUGCGGGGGGUCACUCAUCAAUGAGUGGUGGAUCGUCUCAGCAGCUCAUUGCUACAAAACGCCCAGGACCCUGGUGGCUCAUCUCGGGGAGCAUGACACCAGUGCAGACGAGGGCACUGAGCAGCAUAUCCAAGUGGCCAAAGCCAUCCAGUUCCCCCAGUACAGCCAACGCACCAUGAAUAAUGACAUCAUGCUGGUGAAGCUAGCCCAGCCGGCCCGGUUCGGUGCCUACGUGCAGCCAAUCUCCAUCUCCAGCAGCUGCCCUGUGCCAGGGACGGAGUGCCUGGUCUCUGGCUGGGGGAACCUCCUCACAUCUGACGUUCAGUACCCGGAUGCCCUACAGUGUCUGAAUGUGCCCAUCCUCUCUGACUCUGCCUGCCGUGCUGCCUACCCUGGUCGCAUCACCACGAACAUGUUCUGUGCUGGCUACAUAGAAGGAGGCAAGGACUCUUGUCAGGGAGACUCCGGUGGGCCAGUGGUCUAUAAUGGAGAAUUGACGGGAGUGGUGUCCUGGGGCAUCGGGUGUGCCCAGAAGAACCACCCUGGCGUCUAUACCACAGUGUGUAACUACGUGUCCUGGAUUGCGGAGGUCAUUGCCAACAACUGA